GCAAGCAACAGGGCAGGACUGACACCUUUUGGAAUAGCACAAGAAAUCUCAACUGCAGAGUGUUUUCUGUUUUUUUUUUUUUCCGAUGACAAGCAGUGGAGCAGACAGAGAGGGGAUGAGGGUGACUGAACAUCACAUUGAAUGUUGACAGGAAAAGGGGCAUUCUAAGAGGAUAAGAUUUUAACAAGAAAAUUAUCUGGUUGGUCCCUCACAAGCCUGGGUACACCAACCUAACCAGCAAUGGCAGGGAACAAAGUAUGCUGCAAGCCAGACCUUUACACUGUCGGUGUGUGUCUUGUGAUUGCUUUGCUGUGCAUAGCUGGGAUCUCUUUCAUAAUCAUUGGGACAUUCUACUUGGGUGAGUGUGUGCUGGAGAAACACAUCCCUAUCUAUGUGCUGGUACAAGGAGUCCUUUUCCUCUUAAUUGGAUGCACUCUUGUGAUGCUUCUAUCAAGUGACAAGUUAAUCUUGUUUUUCUUGUUGUUCUCCACACUAUGCAUCUUCUGGUUCUGUUGGCUGAUAACGGGAAGUAUUUGGGUUUUCCGUCACUACCUCUCGUACCAUGGAGAGUGCAAUGCGGUUUUGUACCUCUUUGCAUUUUGGACCCUUAUUGUACAGUACAUUGGACUAGGUAUUGCAUUUUUGGCUUCGGUCAUUUACUGCUGCCUUUUUUGUAUCAUGUUGUGGGCUUGUUUGGCGGUUAAUGGCUAAAAAUGAAAAAUGGAAGACAGUAAAACUUGCCACAUUUUGGGACUACAUUCUGGAACAGAAUUAAGGACAGCUCAACAAAAGAAGAUAUGAGAUUAAUUCUGAAUACAAACAAAAACAUAAAAUGGCAUUAGAUGAUUUGGAAGGGCUGAAAUCACAAUGCGUCAUUCUGGUAAAUCUACUGCGCAUGGUUUCAUAUGGCCCCACAAAAAUAUAAUAUAUUUAGCAUGCAUCAAAAAUGAUGGAAAAAAACAGCAAUACUGUCAGAGACCAGAAGAAGCUCUGUGACGGAUGCUGCUGCUGCUGCUGACUGGGAGCACUUGACACUCAUCUUUAUGGAACUGUGAAGAACCAACUUAGUACAGGCCUAAAGACUAUGAGAGGUAUUUACAGCCUCAGUAUCUCAACACUGUGCAUGAAUGCUACUAAUUUUAUUUGCACUUUAAUGGCUUCUCAUGAAAAAAAGACAAUUGUUUGCUUGUUGCAUUUCAGUUCAUACGUUUUUCAUUCCCUAAAUAAAUCCAAAAUAAUAUUUUUUUUUCAAAACCCACUUUAUUUUUUUAUUUUUUUUUAAACUGUAAGCCUUGAAAACAAACCAGAAAAUUAGGUUCAAAUACAUUCAUGGCUAGAAUGGUACAAAAACCCUCAAAAGGAUUGAUAAUCCUUCAUAUAACCUUAAAAGGAAUUUGUCCAAAAAAGCUUAAUUACAGCAUAAAUCUCAGAUUCCCUGUAAAAUUCCCUGUUUCUGGGUUCUCAAUCCUUUUGGCAGCUACAAUAUUUUUGAGGCAACCACAGUAAAACAAGCAUGUUUAUCAGAAAUUGAGAUUUUUCCAUGGCAGUAGCCCACUCCAUGAAGCUAGCCUAGGGGGAAAAAUUAGAUUUAAAGGUUAAAGAAAUGACUAAAAUGACUGCUGACAAUUUCCCUUUAAGGUUAUGUUUACACAUUUUUUGGUCACUAUUGUAGCCAUUACAAAAAAUCGUCCGUUUUUGUAAAAAGCUAUUUUUGUACAAAUUGGUUAGAAAAUCGGCUGAAUAUAACAUUUUAUACAGCCAUUUUUCAUUUCCAAUGUUUUACUGAAAAUUGGCCAUAAAUCUAAAGGCCAAAAAAUAAUCAAAAUACAUUUUACAGCACCUGUAAUAACGGAUGAUUUUUUUUUUACUCGUGUGAACUGAAGGCCUAUUUUCCAUUGACAACAAGGGAACACAGUCAUUUAAAAAACUGCCGAUUAGAACAUAUUUUUUAACCAUAAACUGUGUUUUACAGGUGUUAAAAUAUAUAUAUUUUUUUUAAUUAAAUAGCAAAUUGCACUGUGUGUAAAUAUGGCCUAAAGGGGUUAUCCCAUGAAAUAGAAAUAAAAUAAAGCUUUGGAAUGAUACAUACCACUAUUCAUAAAAAUAACAGCUUAAGUGUCGUUUUUACUCUUUUUAGCCUCUUUUCUCAACUCUCUGCAACUGUGGUGAUUUCACUUUCUGUUCGCAGGUAGCAGUGUGAUUAUGUGACCAAGAAGCAGCUCUAUUUCCAGGAGUGCACUGCUGUCUGGCGCUUAGUAACUCAGUUCUCCUGUCUCCUUCUACUGACCUACACAGAGAGUAGUCCCUCACACACAGCUCCAAAGUUCUAACUAAUACAUAGUGCUAUGGGAUCUCAUUUCCAUGAACUGGCUUUUCUUCUGUACCCAAUUAUCCUGCUUAUUUGUUAUAUGUGCUUCAUAUACUGUCAAUAUGCACUUCUAAAAAAAAAAAUAAAAAAAAUAAAAAAAAAAAUAGAGAGGCACUACAAAAGGAUUUAAUUCAUUCUACACUGCUCGAAAAAAUUACGGGAACACUAAGAUAACACAGCCUAGAUCUGAAUGAAUGAACUAAUCGUAUUAAAUACAUACGUUUUGAAUGUGCUGACAACAAAAUCACACAAAAAUGAUCAAUGGAAAUCAAAUUUAUCAACCCAUGGAGGUCUGGAUAUGAAAUCAAACUCAAAAUAAAUCAAAAUAGAAAACCACACUACAGGCUGAUCCAACUUUGAUGUAAUGUCCUUAAACAAGUCAAAAUGAGGCUCAUUAGUGCCCGUAUGACCUCCCUACAAUGCCUGGGCAUGCUCCUGAUGAGGUGGUGGAUGGUCUCCUGAGGGAUGUCCUCCCAGACCUGGACUAAAGCAUCCACCAACUCCUGGACAGUCCAUGGUGCAACAUGGCGUUGGUGCAAGACAUGAUGUCCCAGAUGUGUUCAAUCGGAUUCAGGUCUGGGGGAACGGGUGGGCCAGUCCAUAGCAUCAAUGCCUUCCUCUUGCAGGAGCUGCUGACACACUCCAGCCACAUGAUGUCUAGCAUUGUCUUCCAUUAGGAGGAACCCAGGGCCACCCGCACCAGCAUAUGGUCUCACAAGGGGUCUGAGGAUCUCAUCUCGGUACCUAUUGGCAGUCAGGCUACCUCUGGCAAGCACAUGGAGGGCUGUGCGGUCCCCCCAAAAGAAAUGCCACCCCACACCAUUAUCGACCCAUUGCCAAACCGGUCAUGCUGGAGGAUGUUGCAGGCAGAAGAACGUUCUCCACGGCAUCUCCAGACUCAUCUGUCAAAUGUGCUCAGUGUGAACCUGCUUUCAUCUGUGAAGAGCACAGGGCGCCAGUGGCGAAUUUGCCAAUCUUAGUGUUCUUUGGCAAAUGCCAAACGUCCUGCACAGUGUUGGGCUGUAAGCACAACCCCCACCUGUGGACGUCAGGCCCUCAUAUCACCCUCAUGGAGUCUAUUUCUGACCGUUUGAGUGGACACAUGCACAUUUGUGGCCUGCUGGAGGUCAUUUUGCAGGGCUCUGGCAGUGCUCCUCCUUGCACAAGGGCGGAGGUAGCAGUCCUACUGCUGGGCCAUUGCCCUCCUCCUGCUCUCUUGAUGUACUGUCCUGUCUCCUGGUAGCGCCUCCAUGCUCUGGACACUACGCUGACAGACACAGCAAACCUUCUUGCCACAGCUCGCAUUGAUGUGCCAUCCUGGAUGAGCUGCACUACCUGAGCCACUUGUGUGGGUUGUACACUCCAUCUCAUGCUACCACUAGGCAUAGGAACUGAGAAGUGGUCUGUGGUCACCACCUGCAGAACCACUCCUUUAUUGGGGGUGUCUUGCUAAUUGCCUAUAAUUUCCACCUGUUGUCUGUUCCAUUUGCACAACAGCAUGUGAAAUUGAUUGUCAAUCAGUGUUGCUUCCUGAGUGGACAGUGUGAUUUCACAGAAGUCUGAUUGACUUGGAGUUACAUUGUUGUUUAAGUGUUCCCUUUAUUUUUUUGAGCAGUGUAUAUAGGUCUAUGAAUUUCUGUCUAGUACUAUUUUCUCUCUGUUUUACAUAUAGUCUUAUAAAAGUGCAUACAGGAAGUAUAUGAUACAUCUAUGUGCCUAGUGCAAAGGCCAGCAAGUGAACUUGUGUUUCCACUGCUGGAGGCUGCAGAAGGCAGGCACAUAAAUCAGCAGAACAAGGUAAAGCAAGGCAAAACCACUGACGAAAAUGUAAGAUGUCUCAUAAGAGAAACAGAUUUUUUUUUUAAAGGGAAUCUUUCAACUGAAGAUCAAGCUCACAGCUGAGGUGUCAAAGCGGCUGAGCCUUCUUCCUUGCCUUGAUUGACAUACAGGGCUCCCCUUCCAGCACUGAGCAUCAAUUGGCCAAGGCAGAGAGAAGGCUUGGCACAGCCUCUUUGGCCCUUCAGCUCAGUGUGAAUUACAGAUAACAGUUUAAUCAAUUGCUAUGGAUGAAAUACUUACACACAAUAUAAUUUUCAUGGGAUAACUCCUUGAAUAUGAAAUUCUUUUUCUAAUGCUGUGUUCACAAAGUUGCAUUGCCGUUUCAUUGCAGAACUGCAUAAUCACAGUAAAAAUGCUGCAGUACCAUGGAUAUGUUGUAAUGAUACUAUGUAAUGAUACGUAAUGAUACUGUGAUGAAUGCUGUGAGAUUACAUAUUGCACACAGAAAGUCUGCAUGUACUUCAUCAUUUCUAAUGCCAGCAAUCGUAUCUUAAAGCAGCUGAAUUCAAACUUUUCCUAAUUGUUUAAAGUUGAAAUGUGCUUGUACACAUUGGGGAAAAUUGGUUUGCAGUGUUUCUGAUGUUUGGGCUAUCUGUACAAUUUACCUAGUGUAUUUUUAGAUCAUGCACCUUACUUAUUAAAGGGGUACUCUGGCACUAAGACAUCUUAUCCCCUAUCCAAAGGAUAAAUUGCCUGACCGCGGGGGUCCCGCCACUGGGGACCCCCGUGAUCUUCCACGCCGCACCCCGUUAGCAUCAGCCCCCGGAGCGUGCUGUCACGGACGGAGCAUAGUGAUGUCAAGGUCCGUCCCCUCAAUGCAAGCCUAUGGAGGGGCGUGAGACACCCCCCCCCCCAUAGGCUUGCAUUGAGGGGGCGGAGCUAUGGCAUCACACGGGAUGGAGCCUUUGGAUAGGGGAUAAGAUGUCUUAGCGCCGGAGUACCCCUUUAAGAUGUCCCAUGCACUUUGAUAAAUUGAUCAAUAACAAAAAUCUGACGUGAUUUCUAAAGGCUGACAGGCUUGUUAUGUAAGGCUGGGUUCACAUGUCUGGCAUCCAGCAUAGGUGAACUCAGCCAAUAGCUCUACACAACUAAUGCCACAACUGAUGACAAGUUGUCAUCAGUUGUAUGGCAUCGGGCGUCCAUUGUUUCUGGACGGCAGACAGGGGAAAUCAGCAAGCUGCGUUCCCCUGUCUGGUACCCUCCGGUGUAUCCAACCAUCUGGCGCCAAAAUUGAGACACUGGAUGACUGUGAACUAUCCCAUUGAAAUUAAUGGGAUCAGUUCUAGCAUCAGUUUCCCUCCGAAGCACGCCGGAGGGAAACUGUGCCAGACAACUGAUAUAUGUGAACACAGCCAAAGUCCAUUUUGGACUGAAAUCUAUUUGCUAAAAAUUUUGUACUUAAAUCAAAUAUUCACAAUUCAUAAAUUUGUCUUUGGCUGCUAUGUCUGACAAAAGAUGUCUUAUCCUUCAGGUGCAUUUAAAAAGUAGAGUAAUUAGUGUUGUGUUUCAAAAAGUCUCAGAAUUGUGCCAAAAUGACGCUCAAAAAAGGACCCAGAUAAAUUUCCCCAAUUGUUAUCGUGGUCAUGGCUAGCACUUGCAAUUACCGCUGGUGCAAUGCAUCAAUAAGCCAUAAUCAUGAGCACUAGCUGCGCCCAUGCAUGCAAAGUGUACAAGCACCUGGAAGGUUAAUUCCUACAUAUAUGUUGACAAUAUGUAACAAGACUAAAAUAAUAUGUAAAUGAGCCAUAACAUUUACCUCAUCUUUAAUUUCAAGCCUUAUGUUGUUUUUCUCCGUAGUAGGAAUUAGUCUACAUGCUUAGGUUGAUGUGUUAUGCCAGGCAAUGGAAAGGGGAAAUGGGAAUUAAUUUAAAUAGUGUCAUCCAUCUACAACAGACAGGCUUGUACACACACAAACAAUUGUUUACUAGAUACUAGGGCUGCACAAACUUGUAGUUCGUAUUUAAUUCUAGCAAAGCGGAUCACUGAUUGGCUCCUGUGCAUUCAAUCCAGGUGCUCCUUACUCCCCAGCCAAAGUCCAACAAUAGUAUGUAAUAAUGAAAGCACAGCAAAUGGGGAUUGCA
This is a messenger RNA of Hyla sarda, 6288 nucleotides long. Its product is annotated as transmembrane protein 272-like. Lineage: Eukaryota; Metazoa; Chordata; Amphibia; Anura; Hylidae. The transcript has 6 exons. The coding region runs from base 241 to 711 and encodes 156 amino acids. The record is from RefSeq and is a predicted model, not a curated record.